This is a messenger RNA of Ilex paraguariensis (yerba mate), 243 nucleotides long. Lineage: Eukaryota; Viridiplantae; Streptophyta; Magnoliopsida; Aquifoliales; Aquifoliaceae. The record is from the annotation of a GenBank genome assembly.
AUGAUUUAUGCAGCCGUAACCAUGAGUCAAUUGCUUUGCCUGCCGGUUUUCUUGGGCGUUGUUUAUAUCCAAGACUUAACCUGGGACUUCUCUGCUGAAGUGCUGAUAAUUGUCAUUGUUUGCCUUGCGGUGGGGUUCUUUGCUUCAUUUCGAACCUCUAUCCCCCUCUGGACAUGUUUGGUGGCCUAUGCACUUUACCCAUUCUCCCCAUUACUGGUCUAUGUUCUCGAUUAUGUGAUUUGA